Kwoniella botswanensis is the source of this 1941-nucleotide messenger RNA. RefSeq lists its product as uncharacterized. The record is from RefSeq and is a predicted model, not a curated record. The coding region runs from base 1 to 1941 and encodes 646 amino acids. The transcript has 5 exons. NCBI's taxonomy places the organism in Eukaryota, Fungi, Basidiomycota, Tremellomycetes, Tremellales, Cryptococcaceae.
AUGGACUUACUGGAGAAAGCUCAGUCAGCUUAUGUCUUGAUUUCACUAUCAUCAAUCCCACUAUUACUCCUAGCGAUCAUACCCCACCUCUUUCCAUCUCGUCUCUCAGGUAUAUCCCCAAUCUCUCGACUUACCCCUCCUACGAUCUCAUUGGCAAUAUGGACAAUCUCGAAAUGCAGUAGCACGAUACUAGAUCGAUACGUACUGAAGAAAGGGCAAGCCCAAGAUCUGUUCUGCAGUGUAGAUGCGAUACUUAUAGACGCCUUGACGACUGGUAUGGUCGCUCAUAUACCCGCUAUAGCAUUGUAUCGAUAUCGCUCUCUUCCUACUCCAUCAAUACCAAAUCCCAUCCCACCUACCAAGCUCCGCAAUGCCAUUUGUCUCAUCAUCAUCUACGCCUACUCUCUAUUACCUUGCGUACCAACUCUUUCAAAAGCCAUCUCCAGAAGAUUUAGCUCGUCGGAAGGUUUGGCGAAAUGGUGGGGAUUCUACUGUAUAGAUAGUGGAGAUUGGUUCAGAACAGUCCGUCCGUUCACCCUCCUUGCCCCUCUCCUUCUAACUCUACCAAUCACCGUUUUAAUCUUUUCCGUCCUCUAUUCUACCUCAGGUCAUCCUUCUCCUCAUAUACACCCUACAACCAAACACUGGGCACAGGCGAGUAUGUUUUUGCUCAUUUCAGCAGGGAUAGGAGGGUUCGUGGUGAUUGAACAAAUAAUAGGAUGGAAUGAUACCUGGUUAUUUAGGGGGAUUGAGGCCCUUGGUGGACCCAUCUUGGCUCUGACAUUACUAUUCAACCUUGAUACUUGGCAUACAUACUCAUGUUGGAUCCGAUUCCGUCGUCCUCCCAUGACAUCUUCGGAUAAUUUCCAUCCAAAUACACCGUUAUUAUCCGACUUGCAAAAGAAACGAAGUUCGUCAUUCUACGUCGAUAAAAUAGAGAUUACACCUGGUUGUGGACCUGGUUUAAUGAUGGAACGAAGUGUUAGAUUCCCACCCACACCUGUACAAGCUGAAUAUAUCCCUAAUAGACAGAUGUCAACAAAGGGUAAAAAAGGCAAAAUUGAGAGUCUGUUGCCGCCUCCUGCGAAGAGGAAAUCGAAUAAGGGAACGGAAUGGUUGAAAUCUGCUUUGACCAGCCAUACAUAUACUCAUAAUACAGAAAGAGGAAGAGAGAAUAUGGAUAUAGAUAUGGAUUUGGAAAGAGGAUUACAUCCCCAUCCACAUUCAAUAGACCAAAAUCAUUCACCACCUAUACAACUUUCUCCUGAAAUCGUUGUGAGGGAUGUACCUCGAGUGAUAGUUCAGGAACCUACCCCAAUACAUUUCAAUCGACCUAGUAGAUAUUCAUCGAGUACAAAUGCCUCGUCUCCAUUCCAAUAUCAAGAUCUAGUUACCUUUUAUUCAACUGCUCCUUCCGGUAUUGAACAAGAGGGAAGAGCUAGUAGCGUUUUUCCAUGUUGUGAUUCGGUUUAUUCAUCUACUACAUUACCUUACGAUACGAGGGGUUCAUCUACGAUAGACAAGCUGAGGAGCAAGGGUAGUACGAGUACUGAAUGGAGUUUUGACUCGAAUUCUGGGUUGGGUGAAAUCAUUGGAGGUAUCGGUAAAUCACCAUUACCACCCGUCCCGGCAAUAACGACAUCCAAUAUAAGUAAUGAAGGUGAAGAUGAUUCAGCAUAUCACCAACUCCCAGCAUCGAUGGCUAUACCGGGACCUAGACCAACUAUUACAAGAGACAGUGGUAGCCUGAAUCAAGAUCAUCCUCCCAGUGUGACUUCCUCAAUAUACUCUCAACCAUCUAUUGUAGAUUCAUACCGCGUUGUCCCCAGACCUGUACACAGUAGGAAUACAUCCAAUCACAGUAUAUCAACUAAGAGAACGUUGAUAUCCACUGCCGAAGGAAGGGAAGAAGAUGAGCAGGAAAUGAUCAAAUUUGGUUAA